This is a messenger RNA of Ooceraea biroi (clonal raider ant), 1307 nucleotides long. Its product is annotated as inositol monophosphatase 2. The record is from RefSeq and is a predicted model, not a curated record. Gene Ontology annotation, biological process: inositol metabolic process; signal transduction; phosphatidylinositol phosphate biosynthetic process. Gene Ontology annotation, molecular function: inositol monophosphate 1-phosphatase activity. Lineage: Eukaryota; Metazoa; Arthropoda; Insecta; Hymenoptera; Formicidae.
CGAUGCUCAUUCUUGUAUCUGAUCUGGCACGCUGACAGUCGGAGUUUGACGGCACGUCCGUCCAUCUGUCUAUCGUUAGUCAGUCGGUCCGUCAGUUUGUGCUCCGACAUCAAAAGGACAAGUGCGAGUGCUCGUAAAGUCGCCACACAAGUUCUUCACGGGCUUUCCAAUCGUUUUAUUUCACACCGCAGUGAUUAAGCAAUUAAAACAAUUAAACAGGAUGAGCGGGAUAAAUAACUUGGACGAGUGUUACAGUAUCGCCGAGGAGCUAGUUUUGUACGCAGGAAAGGUAAUAGAAGAUGGUAUCACUGCUAGAAAGAAUGUCAAAAGUAAAGGGAUUGAUUGGGAUCUCGUUACAGAGUACGAUCGCAGGAUAGAGGACAAAUUGAUAAAACGAUUAUCCGCACAGUUCCCAUCGCACAAAUUUAUUGGAGAAGAAACGGUAGCGAAAGAAGGUUGCCUACCAGACCUGACCGAUGAUCCUACUUGGAUAAUAGAUCCAAUCGACGGUACCACUAAUUUCGUACACCGAUUUCCGCAUACGUGCAUUUCUUUGGCAUUAUUAGUGAACAAGAAGGUGGAGAUCGGAAUAAUAUAUAAUCCUAUUAUGAGACAAUUCUUUUCUGCAAGAAGACAUUGCGGUGCCUUUCUUAACGGGAAACCUAUUAAAACAUCACACGUGAGAGAUGUGUCUCAGUCGCUAGUAGCUAUGGAACCAUGGCUCGCAAAAGAUCCUCAACAUUUAGUCAGCGUAUAUGGCAGAAUGCAUGCUUUGGUGCAAAGCACUCACGGAAUAAGAUCAUUAGGGACAGCAGCACUCACAUUAUGUUAUGUAGCAAUGGGUGCUGUAGAAGCAUAUCACAUUGAAGGUAUAGACGCUUGGGAUGUUGCAGCUGGUAAAUUAAUAAUUGAAGAAGCAGGUGGAAUCGUGAUAGACACAGCUGGAGGUGAACUCGAUAUAAUGACGCCAAGAGUUAUAGCAGCAUGUAACCAACAAAUUGCACAGCAACUCGUAGAUCUUUUCCAAAAAGCCGAUUCCGGAAUGCUUAAUAAAAACUUGAACUGAAUAUACCGAUACGAUGUACAAUCAAUGUACGUUUCCUUAUGCAAUAUAAAUAUGCAUAUUACAUGCAUAUUUAAAAAUAUAGUAUUACUAAACGUAUUUAAGAAACUUGCAUUAUGUGGUCAUAAAACUUAAAAAUUGCACGCUACGACUGAAAUUUUGUACAUACACGGUACUCUUCAAUUGUUAUCGAUAUCGUAAUGCUGUACAAUUUGAUAAUAUUAAAAUAAACAUUGAAUUAAUA